Molecule: messenger RNA, 1909 nt
Organism: Helianthus annuus (common sunflower)
Lineage: Eukaryota; Viridiplantae; Streptophyta; Magnoliopsida; Asterales; Asteraceae
Product: splicing factor SF3a60 homolog
Exons: 13
Coding region: 94-1623 (509 amino acids)
Biological process (GO): mRNA splicing, via spliceosome
Cellular component (GO): spliceosomal complex; nucleus
Molecular function (GO): RNA binding; zinc ion binding
Source: RefSeq, a predicted model, not a curated record
AAAAAUAACCAGAAACAAAAACACGAUUCCAAAUCCAAUUUGCCCCUUGUAAAACCCUUGAAAACCCUAGAUUGAUUGAAUCGGAAGGAAAAAAUGUCAUCGACGCUGUUGGAGCUGACUCGAGCGGCUCACGAAGACGUGGAGCGGUUCGAGCGACUGAUUGUGAAGGAUCUGCAGAAUGAACCGGCUUCCAACAAGGACCGUCUCGCUCAGAGUCACCGUGUGCGCCAUAUGAUCGACCAAAUCACCUCCACUACUCACAAACUCGUUGACAUAUAUGAAGAUAAAGAUAAUGCUAGGAAGGAUGAAAUUGCAGCCCUAGGUGGACAAACAGCAACGGGGACUAAUGUUUUUAGUGCCUUUUAUGACCGAUUGAAAGAGAUUCGGGAGUACCAUAGGCGGCAUCCGUCAGCACGGGUUCUUGACACUACUGAUGAGUUAGAGCAGUUGCUUGAAGAAGAACCACAGAUUGAGUUCAGUGGAGAGGAAGCAUACGGACGCUAUUUAGACUUGCAUGAAUUGUACAAUGAUUACAUCAAUUCUAAGUUCGGAAAGAAAAUUGAUUACACUGCUUACCUUGAUGUGUUUUCACAACCACAACAUAUACCCCGAAAACUGAAGAUGACAAGGCAGUACAAGGAUUAUUUGAGCAAAAUGACAGAAUAUCUGGUGUAUUUUCUUGAGCGCACAGAGCCUCUGCAAGAUCUUGAUAGAUUAUUUUUAAAGGUGACGGCAGAGUUUGAAGAGCAAUGGGCUGAUGGCAAAGUAGAUGGAUGGAAAGACGAGGCUCAAGAGAAUGGACAUGCGACUGAUAAAAAUACAUCAGAACUCGAUCUAGAGUACUAUAGUACAGUCAAUGACCUAGUUAUAAUUGGCCCUGAAAGGUUAAAGGAGGCAUUGGGUGCACUGGGAUUAAAAACAGGAGGUACCGUUCAACAACGUGCGGAAAGGCUUUUUCUUACCAAGCACACUCCUCUUGAAAAGCUGGAUAAAAAACAUUUUGCAAAAGGUGUACGCAGGCCCGAACAAAAUGGCACUGUUACUGCUCAACAUCAAAAUGACGAUUUAAAACAGAUUGCCCUCAUGGAAGUCAAGAUAGAGAAGCUUUGCGAGAUUUUGUCAGAGAAAAUAGAGCGAACAAAAGAAAACGUUGAGAAGAAACAAGCUCAGAUAUACGAGGAAAUAGAUGCUGAAAGAGAGGAUGAGGAAGUACCCGACAUUGAGAGUGAUGACGAGGAUCAACAAAUAUAUAAUCCCUUGAAGUUGCCAAUGGGCUGGGAUGGAAAACCUAUACCUUAUUGGCUCUAUAAACUUCAUGGCCUCGGUCAGGAGUUUAAGUGCGAGAUAUGUGGAAACUAUAGUUACUGGGGACGAAGAGCCUAUGAGCGCCAUUUCAAGGAGUUUCGACAUCAGUAUGGGAUGCGUCGUCUUGGUAUUCCAAAUACUAAAAAUUUCAAUGAAAUUACAUCGAUUGAGGAAGCACAACAACUGUGGGAGAGAAUUAAAGAGAAGCAAGGGGUGAACAAGUGGCGUCCAGAUUUAGAGGAAGAAUAUGAAGACCGAGAGGGUAAUAUUUACAACAAAAAGACGUACACUGAUCUUCAACGUCAAGGCUUGAUAUAAUAGACGUCGUUUACUGCAAGAUCAUUCUGCACGGAAUUUCUGUUUUAGUGUGCGGCUGUAAUCACAAGCAGGAGCAAGUUGUUUUUGGUUGAUAAUGUUAAUCUCCUUACUUCGUUGUACUAGUAUUGUGAUGUUUUAGAGCAUAGAUGCAAUUCAGCUGGUUGGCUUCGUUAAGCACCUAAAUUCUUCGGUCACCCAAUCCUACAUAACAAUGUAUUUUUCGGGUUUAUUUUGUUAUGGAUCCGACAUCUUAUAUGAAACUUUUCUGUGGGGUUUUCUUUGUAAA